GGGGCGGAAUGUGAGUGGGUGAUGUCACAGAGGCUGGGGGCAUCUGGAACCCGGAGGGGUCCUGGCCUCGGCGCCAUCUGCCAGCCAGGCCGCCUGGUAGGUCUGUUCCUCCUGAGACCGGCCUUCAGGGACACGAUGCCAACGCGCCGGCCGCCGGGAGCCGUUCCCGCCUAGGGCCGCCCGGGUCCCAGCCACUGCGCUCGCCUGCCUCUGAGCCUCCCCCUCCAGCCACUUCCAUCCCCGCCUGGCCCCGGAGAUGCCCACAGGCCUCCCGCCUGCCAUCCCCGGCGGGACCUAGUCCGCUCAGAGCAGGCGGAGGAGGGCGGGCGGGCGGGCAGGCCAUGGGGCGGCCGCCGCGGGCGCUGGCCCCGAGGGCGGUCCGGGCCUCCCUGGUCCUGCUGGCGCUGCUGGUGCCCGCGCAGGCCGUGGUGCGCGCCGUGCUGGACGGCAACGCGAGCACGGUGGACUUCGCCGACCUGCCGGCCAUGUUCGGGGCGCCCCUGGCCCCCGAGGGCGUGCGGGGCUACCUGAUGGAGGCCAAGCCGGCCAACGCGUGCCACCCCCUGGAGCGCCCGCGGCGGGCGGGCAACGGCUCCCUGGACGCCAUCGUGCUCAUCCGCCGCUACGACUGCACGUUCGACCUGAAGGUGCUGCACGCCCAGCAGGCCGGCUUCAAGGCCGCCAUCGUGCACAACGUGCUCUCGGACGACCUGGUGCGCAUGGCCCACGUGUACGAGGACCUGCGGCGCCAGAUCUCCAUCCCCGCCGUGUUCGUGAGCGAGGCCACCUCGCAGGACCUGCGCGUCAUCCUGUGCUGCGACCGGUCCGCCCAGGUCCUCCUGGUGCCCAGCUACCCGCCGUGCCCGGACCUGGACUGCCACCCCGUGCUGGCCAUCUCCUGGGUGCUGGGCCGCACGCUGGCCCUGCUCAUGUCCACCUUCUUCGUCCUCCGGCACCUGUGGCACCGGCUGUGGGCCCGCUGGGCCUACGGGCCCGCCCCGGCCAAGAAGCCGGCCGGCCUGCGGAGGGCCCAGGUCCGCACCUUCACACGGCUCAACGACGUGUGCGCCAUCUGCCUGGACGAGUACGAGGAGGGCGAGCAGCUCAAGAUCCUGCCCUGCUCCCACACCUACCACUGCAAGUGCAUCGACCCCUGGUUCUCCCAGGCCGCCCAGCGCGCCUGCCCCGUGUGCAAGCAGUCGGUGGCCGGCACCGAGGACAGCUCCGACUCCACCGUGGACAGCUUCUGCGACGAGGACCCGGCCCUGCGCGGCCGCCACGCCCCCAUCUGGGCCAUCCAGGCCCGGCUGCGCUCCCGGAGGCUGGAGCUGCUGGCCCGGGCCAGCCCGCACCACUCCUGCACGGUCAACACCGCCUUCGUGGGGGCGGCCGAGGCGGCCGAGUCCUCCGAGGGGCCCCCGGACCCGCUCUGA
Pipistrellus kuhlii (Kuhl's pipistrelle) is the source of this 1433-nucleotide messenger RNA. RefSeq names its product zinc and ring finger 4 (gene ZNRF4). Gene Ontology annotation, molecular function: ubiquitin protein ligase activity. Bases 342 to 1433 code for a protein of 363 amino acids. NCBI's taxonomy places the organism in Eukaryota, Metazoa, Chordata, Mammalia, Chiroptera, Vespertilionidae. Gene Ontology annotation, biological process: protein ubiquitination; positive regulation of DNA-templated transcription; ubiquitin-dependent protein catabolic process. Gene Ontology annotation, cellular component: nucleoplasm; cytoplasm. The transcript has a single exon. The record is from RefSeq and is a predicted model, not a curated record.